AUGAAUUACCAGUCUCUCUCUCUCUCUCUCUCUCUCUCUCUCUCUCUCUCUCUCUCUCUCUCUCUCUCUCUCUCUCUCUCUCUCUCAGUUUAUUUGAAACGAACGAAUCAUAUUUGUCGGAAUCGUGCGCGCGUGCAAAAAGGCUUGUACGUUCAAAUAAUUUUCCGGCCCAAACUUUUCAGACAUGGCACUAAAACUUUUGCUUUUUCUUUCUUUCCUUCUUUCUUUCCUCCUUUCAUUUCUUCUUUCUUUCCUUCCUUCUUUCCCCCUUUCAUUUCUUCUUUCUUUCUUUUCUUCCUUCUUUCCCCCUUACAUUCCUUCUUUCUUUCCUUCCUUCUUUCCUCCUUUCAUUCCUUCUUUCUUUUCUUCCUUCUUUCCCCCUUACAUUCCUUCUUUCUUUCCUUCCUUCUUUCCUCCUUUCAUUCCUUCUUUCUUUCUUUUCUUUCCUUCUUUCCUCCUUACAUUCCUUCUUUCUUUCUUUCCUUCCUUCUUUCCUCCUUUCAUUCCUUCUUUCUUUCCUUCCUUCUUUCCUCCUUUCAUUCCUUCUUUCUUUCCUUCCUUCUUUCCUCCUUUCAUUCCUUCUUUCUUUCUUUCAUUCCUUCUUUCCUCCUUUCAUUCCUUCUUUCUUUCCUUCCUUCUUUCCUCCUUACAUUCCUUCUUUCUUUCUUUCUUUCCUUCCUUCUUUCCUCCUUUCAUUCCUUCUUUCUUUCUUUCCUUCCUUCUUUCCUCCUUUCAUUCCUUCUUUCUUUCCUUCCUUCUUUCCUCCUUUCAUUCCUUCUUUCUUUCUUUCCUUCCUUCUUUCCUCCUUUCAUUCCUUCUUUCUUUCUUUCCUUCCUUCUUUCCUCCUUUCAUUCCUUCUUUCUUUCUUUCCUUCCUUCUUUCCUCCUUACAUUCCUUCUUUCUUUCUUUCCUUCCUUCUUUCCUCCUUUCAUUCCUUCUUUCUUUCUUUCCUUCCUUCUUUCCUUCCUUCUUUCCUCCUUUCAUUCCUUCUUUCUUUCCUUCCUUCUUUCCUCCUUUCAUUCCUUCUUUCUUUCUUUCCUUCCUUCUUUCCUCUUUACAUUCCUUCUUUCUUUCCUUCCUUCUUUCCUUUCUUCUUUCUUUCUUUCUUUCUUUCUUAUCGCCUUUAUUUUUCUGUUUCUUCCUUUUUCUUCUUUCUUCCUCCCCUCUUUACUUUGUUGCUCCAUUGUUCUUUUUUUUGUUUCCUCAUUCUCCUUAGUUUUCUUCUUCUUCCCUAACUUCUAUUCAUCUUUUUUCUAA
This is a messenger RNA of Acanthosepion pharaonis, 1257 nucleotides long. Lineage: Eukaryota; Metazoa; Mollusca; Cephalopoda; Sepiida; Sepiidae. The record is from the annotation of a GenBank genome assembly.